Messenger RNA from Vittaforma corneae ATCC 50505, 3045 nucleotides. Its product is annotated as isoleucine-tRNA ligase. Gene Ontology annotation, biological process: isoleucyl-tRNA aminoacylation. Lineage: Eukaryota; Fungi; Microsporidia; Nosematidae. The coding region runs from base 1 to 3045 and encodes 1014 amino acids. Gene Ontology annotation, molecular function: ATP binding; aminoacyl-tRNA deacylase activity; isoleucine-tRNA ligase activity. The transcript has a single exon. The record is from RefSeq and is a predicted model, not a curated record.
AUGUUUGCCAAGAACAUAAGCUUUCCAAAGGCAGAAGAAGAGGUCAUUAAGUUCUGGGAGACAAAUGAUUCAUUUAAGCAGUCUCUUGAAGACUCAAAGACCAAACCAGAGUAUAUAUUCUAUGACGGACCACCCUUUGCUACUGGACUACCACAUUAUGGCCACAUUCUCAGUGGUUCGAUCAAAGACACGGUUGGGAGAUUCUGGCAUCAGCAAGGCUUUCAUGUAGAAAGAAGAUUCGGUUGGGAUUGCCAUGGUCUACCAGUAGAAUACGAGAUUGAUAAAAUGCUGAAUAUUACUGAUCGGCAACAGGUUUUAGACAUGGGGGUAGCCAAGUACAAUGAUGAGUGCAAGGCAAUCGUGAUGAAGUAUUCGUCCGAGUGGGAAAAGACAGUCACAAGGAUGGGCAGAUGGGUUGAUUUCAGGGGCGGGUAUAGGACCAUGGACAAGGCUUUCAUGGAGUCUACAUGGUUUAUAUUCAAACAACUUUGGGAUAGAAACUUGAUAUAUCGAGGAUACCAGGUUAUGCCUUUUAGUACCGCAUGCAAAACAUCACUUAGCAAUUUUGAGGCUAAUUUAAAUUACAACGAUGUUAGCGAUCCAUCAGUUCUCAUUGCAUUUCCACUACUCAAACCAUUGAAUGGAUAUGAAGUUAGUCUCGUUGCCUGGACUACCACACCUUGGACAUUACCCUCAAACUGUGGACUGGUUGUUAACGAGAGAUUUAAGUAUGAUAUCUUUAAAUAUAAGGAAAAGUUCUAUGUGAUGCAUACAAAUAGGAUUUCAGAAUACUUCAAGGAUUACAAGAUUGUUGAUGGUAUUUUGGGCUCUGAAUUGGUUGGUUUAGAAUACUCUCAGCCUUUUGACUUCUUUGAGCAUCUCCGAGCCAAAAACUUUUUCAGAGUUGUUUCGGCGGAUUUUGUUUCUGACUGUAAUGGAACAGCAAUAGUCCACUGUGCGCCAGCAUUUGGAGAAGAUGACUAUAAGACGUUUGUUGCAAAAGGAUUGAUCAAGCAGAAUGAUGAGGUUCCAUGUCCUGUUGAUGAAAAUGGUAAGUUUACCCUGGGAAAAUAUAAAGGCAUUUAUAUUAAGGAUCUAGAUAAGAUAAUUUUAAAAGAUAUAAAUGAGAGAGUUCUGAUGAAUGCUAGAAUUGUACAUUCAUAUCCAUUUUGCUGGCGCAGUGAUACACCCUUGAUAUACAAAAUUGUGCCAAAUUGGUUUAUUCGCGUGCAAGACCAUCAUGACCAACUAUUGCGUUGUAACGAAGAAAUCCAUUGGGUGCCUGAGGACAUUAAAUACAAGAGAUUCCACAAUUGGCUAGCGCAAGCAAGGGAUUGGUCAAUUUCGAGGAAUAGGUUCUGGGGAACGCCAUUGCCGGUUUGGACUACCGACGACUAUUCUGACAUGAUCUGUGUGGGCUCUGUUGCCGAACUUGAAUGUCUUUCGGGAAGAAAAAUCGAGGAUCUUCACAGACAAUUUGUUGAUGAUGUUGUCAUACAAAUGAAUGGAAAGACAUAUCGAAGAAUUGAAGAAGUCCUAGAUUGUUGGUUUGAGUCUGGCUCUAUGCCAUAUUCUCAGUCGCAUUGGCCAUUUUCAUGUAAAAAUAUUGGAUCGAAGAUUAGCGAUAUUAAAAUUAAAGAUGAUGAUGGCUAUUUGAGAAAAGAUGGAUUUCCUGCAGAUUUUAUUGGUGAGGGCUUAGACCAAACCAGAGGAUGGUUUUACACGUUGCAUGUCAUUUCGACACUGCUUUUCAAUAAGCCGGCCUUCAGAAACGUGAUUGUGAAUGGAAUAGUGUUGGCUGAAGAUGGGAAGAAAAUGUCUAAAAGAUUAAAGAACUAUCCCGAUCCAGCAUUUAUUUUUAACACUUAUGGUGCUGAUUCGCUGAGAUUAUACCUGUUCAGCUCUCCUGUUGUUGAAGCUGAUAAUCUUAGAUUUUCUGAAGGCGGCGUUAGGGAGGUCCUUAAGGUGUUUUUGCUUCCCUGGUACAACUCACUUAGUUUUUUGAAGGAGUGUUCGGAAGGUGAUUGCACCACUGAAAUGGAUUCUUGGAUACUUUCAUCUUUCAACGCUUUCUGCUUUAAUGUUGUUGAUUCAAUGAAAAAGUAUAGAUUGAAUCCUGUUCUCAAUUUAGCCAUCAAGUUUGUUGAUGAUUUAAGCAAUUGGUACAUUAGAAUUAACAGAAGAGCCCUUAGAAAUGGAUCCAAACUGUUUACAAAACUGUUGAAAGAGUUUUCAAUUGUCAUGGCUCCAUUUGUGCCGUUUUUUUCUGAAUAUUGCUAUCAGAGUGUAAAGGAUUCAUCGGAUCCUGUUUCUGUACAUCAAUGCAUGUAUCCAUUGGUUAAAGCUUUCUCUAAGCAUCCAUUCAACCAGGCAAAGAAGGUCAUUGAGAGCAUUCGCCAAAUGAGAGAAAAGCUGAGACUGAAGCUUAAAAGGCCUCUUAAAUCAGCAACUGUUGUUUGCAACGAAGAACUAAGAUCACUACUAAGCAACUAUACGGAAGUCAUACAGAACGAAUGUAACUUGCUUGAUCUCCUGUUUGAAAAUGAGACUAAGUACAAGUAUAUUAUUACAGCUAAACCAUUUUUUGAUAAUCUUAAAAAGGACCCGGCAAGCAUGAAAAGGAAGAUUGAGGCUAUCAGAGGCUUGACUGAAGACCAAGUUUUUGCAAUCUCCAAGAAUCCAUUGGAGGUUGAUGGAGUAGUCAUUUCUAACUCCGACUUGCUGGUUUCCAAGGAGUUUGUUGAUCUUAACAAUUCCAGUGUCAACGAUGAUUUUGGAAUUAUCCUCGAUACUGAAAUUAACGAUUCGAUAGUUGAACUGGCCGAUGCAAGAGAAUUUUACUCGUUUGUUCAGAAGAUGAGAAAAGGCUGUGGAUUGACAAUGAAUGAUAAAGUCAAUGUUUUUAUUGAUAAUGAUUACAUGAAACGGGUUGUUAGUUCUACUUAUUCUGAUGUGCUGUUUGGCAAUAAAGGGCAAUUGGUAGGCGAAGGCGAGUAUCCUUUCAAUGAAGACAAGAUUAUGGUUAGUCUAUAUAAGGCACAUUAA